Molecule: messenger RNA, 1089 nt
Organism: Exophiala xenobiotica
Lineage: Eukaryota; Fungi; Ascomycota; Eurotiomycetes; Chaetothyriales; Herpotrichiellaceae
Exons: 6
Coding region: 1-1089 (362 amino acids)
Molecular function (GO): oxidoreductase activity; zinc ion binding
Source: RefSeq, a predicted model, not a curated record
AUGGGUUCUCUUGAGACCAUGAAAGCCCUGAUCUUCCACGGCCCAUAUGAUGUGAGACUGGAGGACAGGCCAAUUCCAAGGGUCAUCGACCCUACAGACGUGGUAAUCAAGACCACUUCAGCCGCUCUUUGUGGAAGCGAGCUUCACAGAUACCGCGGACACUCCAAGAUCAACAUGCAACCGGGGUAUGUAUGCGGCCAUGAGGGCAUGGGGAUCAUUCAUGAAGUCGGCAGCGAAGUGCGGAAUUUUAAGAAGGGAGACAAUGUUAUCGCUCCUUUCACAAUCAGCUGCGGCGAAUGCUUCCAUUGCAAAAGGGGUAUCACUGGUCGUUGCGUCAAAUGCAAGUCGUUCGGUUCAGUGGCUCUUGAUGGUUCACAAGCUCAGUAUUUCAGAGCACCAUUAGCAGAUACGACUCUGUUCCACGUACCACAGGAAGGAGACCUUGGAGAGCUGCUGAUCAUGAUGACCGACAUAUUUCCGACCGGGUUCAAUGGCGCCAGAAACGCCUUCCGGGAGACUCUGAGUGACCAGUGGAAGGACAUGACUGUGGUUGUAAUCGGUUGCGGGCCUGUAGCACUUUGCGCGAUGAUAUGUGCGCUCGAGUAUAAGCCAGCUCGAAUUGUUGCAAUCGACUCGGUACCUGAUCGACUGAAACGAGCAGAAAGUCUGGGUUGUAUUCCUCUCAAUUUCAAGGAACUGGAUGUCGUCAAGGAGAUCUUGCGGCUCACUAAUGGCAACGGUGCGCAUGCCGUCAUUGAAGUUGUAGGGCUCAGUCCUGCUUUGAAGACUGCUUAUGAUGUUAUCAGUCCGGGUGGAAAGAUCAGCUCCGUUGGGGUCCACAAUGGAGAGCUCCCUUUCAGCGCCGCAGAUUGCUACAACAAGAAUGUCCAUAUCCAAUUUGGUCGUUGUCCGGCAAGAUAUGUCUUCGAUGAAGCCUUGCAAGCUCUGAUCAGGAAUAAGGGUAUCAUUGAAAAGAUGGAGUUUAUUGACCUCGUUCUGCCGGGGCUGGAUGAAUCGGCGGUGGAUGCUGUGCGACGUUUUGAACGCGCCGAGUACAAUAAAGUAGUGUUCAAGCCGAACGGUUCGUAG